Messenger RNA from Neocloeon triangulifer, 1690 nucleotides. Its product is annotated as death-associated inhibitor of apoptosis 2-like. The coding region runs from base 323 to 1135 and encodes 270 amino acids. Gene Ontology annotation, cellular component: nucleus; cytoplasm. Gene Ontology annotation, molecular function: ubiquitin protein ligase activity; cysteine-type endopeptidase inhibitor activity involved in apoptotic process. Lineage: Eukaryota; Metazoa; Arthropoda; Insecta; Ephemeroptera; Baetidae. The transcript has 5 exons. Gene Ontology annotation, biological process: negative regulation of apoptotic process; regulation of cell cycle; positive regulation of protein ubiquitination. The record is from RefSeq and is a predicted model, not a curated record.
CGAUUUUCCGCAUGCCUUAACAAUUCUAGAAUUAUAAGCUUCUCGAUCGCCAAAAUUCAAAAACUUUCAAUCAGAGCGAUUUAUUGAUUCAUUCCCUCGGGACAACAUCGGGUUGCUAAACCCGUUCGCUCUUUUUCUCCCACAAUUGACAAACGCUUGAGCCCAAAUUCGGCCCGAAAAAGGCAAAAAUCGGCCGAAAUGCCACGCGAGAAGAAGCGCUCCAGUCAGCGCAGCAGCGUAGCGGUUUCUACUAUAAACCGACUGACUCGGGAGAGCUGCUCGCAAAGGCCUGUUAGACUUGCCGCCGGAAAGUCUGAUUUACAUGUUUAACUCGACCGAAAACGCCAGGUCAGCCAUGCAUGCCGUAAACGGCCCUUCUAGCAUACUAAAAGCAGUGAAGAUGACUUCCGAUCAAGCUCCAAUUCAUAUCGAUCGAUUGCUCUUAGGAAUCGCAUUGCACCGCCUCUUUACUUUUCCCCCGAACUUCAAAAAAAGAUUCGCCCUGGAUCAGGAGGUUUUUGCCGAGGCUGGAUAUUAUUGCCAAAAUUCAAACAGAGCGAUUCGGCUGCGAUGCCACUUCUGCUCAUCGGAAAUUAGCAAACAAGAAAUUCGCAACUUUGGGAACUUGGACGCGGUGAAGAAUUUCGUGGCAGGAAAAAACUGUCCGGUGAAAUCGGAUGACUCGGACAACGUCCCUCUCAACGUCAAACAACUCGACAACUUCAAGUUCGAGUCGCACCGACUGUACUCGUUGUUGAAAAAGGACGAUUGGCAGUUUGUAACACCAGCAGACUUGGCCGCCGACGGAUUCUACUACGAAGGGGUGGAUGACAAUUGUCGCUGCCGGUUCUGCAACCUGGGGAUUCGCGGUUGGGAGGUUGGGGACCAGGUUCGGUCCCAGCACCUACGCUGGAACGCAGAUUGUCCGUUUUUGCGAAAUCCAAACAGCGUCCAAAACAUCCCGAUCGGCCACGAGCAGGUGGACAUCAUGCACGACGCGAUCGGCGAAAAGAAAAUGGGCACUACAACCUUCCCGACUAAUGGUGGUGCUCAAGGAGUUGAAAAUGCAAAUCCUCCUGAUGUUGGGCCGCCUUUAGCUCCUGCCCCACCAGAAGGUGAUAACAACCAAAAUUGACAAGAGCAAAAUCGUUAAAUUGGAGCACCUGGCUAAUCUGGUAGGCUUUCCAGCGGAUGGAUGAAUGGAGGAAGUCAGUAUCAUGGACUUUUCAGAAGAUGAAAAUAUAAAAUGCUCUUACAAUAACUCAUUUCAUAAAUGCUUGUUGUAUAUUCCAAAUUCCUUGCUUAGAGAAUUAAUCUUUUGAUAAAGAAAAAUUAAAUCACUGCUUGCACAAGAGAGGAGGAGACUUGAAUUUAAAGUUUCCUAGGAGGCUUUGUCAUCGAUCUGUCCUCAUUGAAAAAUUAAAAAAAAUUCCCCUAAAAUAAAAUUUCAAUGAGGUCGAAACCAUUUUUUCCAUGCCUAUAUUUUUUUAUAAAAUCAUGUCCGUGAAUGAGAAUAAUAAAAUAAAAGGUUAUUAAUAUGAUAAAAAGAUUGUAUCACUAUGUAUUUUUUCUACAUGUUUGGUUGUUGGCCAGGCCCAGCCGUUGCCAACCUGCGACUUUUCUAUUUUUUUUUCAUCUGCGAGCUGCCAACAGUGAAAAUAGUUAUCCACAAGAUUUAAAUUAAAAAAUU